UUCGAGUUGGUAUAUAAAGAGUGGUAUUAAAGGAAUAUUCUAAUGAUACAAGAUCCAUCGAACACUCAACAUUUCUCAAAAUGAAGAUUGUAUUCGCUUUCUUGUUUUUGGUUGCAGUUGCCAUCGCACUUCCCAUUGAAGAUGAAUCGGAAUCCCAGCUGGCAAAUGAGAACGAAUUCUUGAAUUUGGAACCUGUCGAACAACAUCAUCGCGAACGUAGAGCCACUUGUAGACUUCCAUGGGGUGCCCGUACCGCUUGCAAUGCUCAUUGCAGAUCUAAAAAAUACAAAAGAGGAUAUUGCAAUAGCAACAGAAUUUGCGUUUGCACCAAUAAGUAGAAGAUUGAUUAAUGAUGCCUGAUUGAUUUUUGAUUCUGAUAACAGCGUAAUUUUCCUAAGAAGAGAUUAGAUUGCAAUUUUAAUCGACAUGUGUCAUGUCUGACUUAUCCAUUUUGAAAUUUUAACGUUAUAUAAAAUGUAUGUGUUGCAAAAUUACUUGUAAUAAAUAUUUUUCUGAAUAAAAUAAGAUUAACGCAAUA
This is a messenger RNA of Pogonomyrmex barbatus (red harvester ant), 538 nucleotides long. RefSeq names its product defensin-like. Gene Ontology annotation, biological process: defense response to bacterium; humoral immune response. NCBI's taxonomy places the organism in Eukaryota, Metazoa, Arthropoda, Insecta, Hymenoptera, Formicidae. The record is from RefSeq and is a predicted model, not a curated record.